AACUCCGUAACGUUGAGCAGUGAGAACGGUCAGUGAUUUAGUGAUUUAUAGCGAUUGUGUUUCCCUUGGUGCAUUUGCAGUGAUUCGACGCUCCGAAGUACGCUGAAAUGGCGGAUGAAAACGAAAAUUCGUGCGACAAGUUCGAUGACGUGAAGCCGGACAAAAUGUUUACGCUGAAAAAGUGGAACGCGGUUGCGAUGUGGAGCUGGGAUGUGGAAUGUGAUACUUGCGCAAUUUGCCGCGUUCAGGUUAUGGAUGCGUGUCUACGGUGCCAGGCGGAAAGCAAAAAGGACACCCUUGGGCGACAGGACUGCGUGGUGGUGUGGGGCGAGUGCAACCACUCGUUCCACCACUGUUGCAUGUCACUGUGGAUCAAACAGAACAACCGGUGUCCACUGUGCCAGCAGGAAUGGUCCAUCCAGCGUAUGGGCAAAUGAAACGGUCUCCAUCGCAGCCACAUCCAUCGACAGCACCUCCGGGGGGGACAGAUCAACCAGCUUCGUACUAAUAAAAGAGCCACACCAACAAACAGACUGGUGAAACAGAUGCACCCAAUCGGAAUCUCGGGUCGUGCUGUUUUAUUAGAUUUUAACAAAUAAAUAAAUUUCCCAAACCCAAACAGCGCCAUUGAUUGCACCGAAACUGUGUCACUUUAAUCGCUAAUAAUUCUGUGGCGAGUUGGGCC
Molecule: messenger RNA, 685 nt
Organism: Anopheles bellator
Lineage: Eukaryota; Metazoa; Arthropoda; Insecta; Diptera; Culicidae
Gene: Roc2
Product: RING-box protein 2
Exons: 2
Coding region: 108-437 (109 amino acids)
Biological process (GO): ubiquitin-dependent protein catabolic process; protein ubiquitination
Cellular component (GO): nucleus; Cul5-RING ubiquitin ligase complex
Molecular function (GO): cullin family protein binding; zinc ion binding; ubiquitin protein ligase activity
Source: RefSeq, a predicted model, not a curated record